Coffea eugenioides is the source of this 1737-nucleotide messenger RNA. RefSeq names its product psbP domain-containing protein 3, chloroplastic. Bases 244 to 1143 code for a protein of 299 amino acids. Gene Ontology annotation, biological process: photosynthesis. The transcript has 11 exons. Gene Ontology annotation, cellular component: photosystem II; extrinsic component of membrane; photosystem II oxygen evolving complex. NCBI's taxonomy places the organism in Eukaryota, Viridiplantae, Streptophyta, Magnoliopsida, Gentianales, Rubiaceae. The record is from RefSeq and is a predicted model, not a curated record. Gene Ontology annotation, molecular function: calcium ion binding.
CUCUACUGCCACUAACCACCUUAGAGCUUAGAUUAGAUAGAAGAUAAGAGAGCAGUACGAGUACAUGACUGGUCACUCCGACCAGACACCAACCCACCACACCACUCCGGUAGUAGCAGUAGUAUACCAGUACUGAUACUGCUAGAAACGUAGACAGGGAUGAAAUGAAAUGCGCGGUGGGGAUUAACCGAUAACCAAAUCAAACCAACCAACCAACCAAACAAACAAUCAAAUUGGGCAACAAUGGCAUCCGUGGCUGAAGGCCUCCGCAGCUGCUGCUGUAGCAUCUUCUUCUUGCGCCUGCAGUCUCAGUACCGCCGCCGCCUCAGCCUGACUCAGCUCUCCCACUUGUGCACCACCACUAAACCAUCUUCAUCUUCUCCCUUCAAACUCAAUGGAGGCCUCCGCAAAAGAAACACCUACCUCGCCACCUUAAAUCUCUCCUGCUCCAACGUUGAUGUUGAUACCGAUGACGGUGGCUGGAGUCAGCAGCAAAACCAAUCUGCUGCUGCCCGGCCGACCAAAAGGAGAGUGCUGUUGCUUCAGGGUGUCGUUGCCGCUGGCUCAUGUUCCCUCCCUCUUGCAUUAAUUACCACUCCCAUUGCUAAUGCUAAUUCUGUUGCUUUUUCAAGAGACACCGAUGCCCCCGCACAAGAUUACUUUCGUGUAUAUUCAGAUGAUGUUAAUAAGUUCCAGAUUCUGAUACCUCGAGAUUGGCAAGUGGGCAGUGGGGAGGGUGAUGGGAUAAGGUCGCUCACUGCCUUCUACCCUCAAGAGCCUUCUAAUUCAAAUGUCAGCGUAGUGAUCACGGGCCUUGGUGCUGAUUUCACCAGAUUGGAAUCCUUCGGCAAAGUUGAUGCUUUUGCAGAAACUCUGGUUAGUGGGUUGGAUAGAAGCUGGCAAAGGCCACCGGGUGUUGCAGCAAAACUUAUAGAUUCCAAAGCUGCUAAUGGAUUAUACUACAUCGAGUACACACUCCAAAAUCCUGGUGAAAGUCGUAGACACUUAUUUUCGGUGCUUGGAAUAGCAAAUAAUGGUUGGUACAAUAGAUUGUAUACUCUCACUGGGCAGUUUGUUGAAGAGGAGGCAGAGAAAUAUGGUUCCACAAUCGAGAAGGCUGUUGCUUCUUUCAGAUUAAUCUAGUUGCUGCAAAUGAGGUUCAUUAUAAUUAGGCUGGAAUUCCGAUUUUUAAAGUCUUUGGUGGAAGAACACGUUGCAUGGAAACUUUAAAUCCAGCAUUGCAUUUCAAUGUAAGGAGGUGAAGUUCUAUUUUCUGGGGACUUGUCGGCCAUUUUGAAUUAGAUGGACCUUUGUUUAGUCCAAGUGCUAAAUAAAUAGAUUUUGUUGUUUACUUCAAAUUGGACUGGCUUACUUGAUCUGCAGAACUCGAAAAGCAACUCAGAUACUCGUGUUAUACAAACUCAGCACACAGUUUUUUAGGCUUUAAACUGAAUAGAUCCCGGAAAAUUUCAAGAUAUGUUGUGGAAGUGUUGUGACUACUAUGCUAUACUACUAGUGUGCAAUUUCCUUGUAAGAAAUAAGCAUGACAUGAACUUUCCUGGGACGUUUUUUGCUCUGUUAACCAAGUACCUGUGCGUUUAUGUGCUUUGCUUGUAUCCAUAAAGCAGGAACUUUCGAAACUCUCGAGCUUUCGAAAUGAGUUUUUGAGUUUGAAACCAAGCAUAUGGUUUGGUUCUAUUUGUGUUCCUGUUCAGGAGGAUGCCCUUACCACAUUAA